GCCCAGCGGAGCUUCCCGAACCGCCCACCGGAGAUCUUGUACUUAAAGUUCACCGGUCACUUGGUCCGGGCACCACUCGUGUUCCCGAGUACUGAGACUCCCAUCCGGGUCGAUAAUGUCCUACUCCGCGUUUUCGAACCAAAGCUACGGGGCAGCCGGGCGCAAGUCCGGCUCCGUGAUCCUGGGCGGCUCGUCCCGCACGGUGAGGAGCAGCGUGGCGGGCGGCUCGGUCAGACCCCGACGCGCCACCAGCGUCCACAACGCCUCGACCCGGCACAGCCGCAUCUCCUCCUCCGGCUAUGGCGGCGGCUACAGCGGGGGGUUCUACUCCGGCGGCUACGGCGGCCACGGCUCGGCUAUGCUGGAGCCGUUCGCCAUCAACGAGAAGCUGACUAUGCAGAACCUGAACGACCGCCUGGCCGGUUACCUGGCGAACGUGCGCGCCCUGGAAAAGUCCAACAGCCAGCUGGAGCUCCAGAUCCGGGAGUACUACGAGAAGAGGUCUCCCGCCGGCACCAAAGACCUGGGCGCCUACUGGAAGACCAUUCAGGACCUCCGAGCCCAGAUCAACGCCGCCUCGCUGGCCAACGCCAAGGUCCUACUGCAGAUCGACAACGCAAAACUGGCCGCAGACGAUUUCAGAACCAAGUACGACUCGGAGCUGGUCAUCAGGCGCGGGGUGGAGAUGGACAUCAGCGGGCUGCGCAAAGUCCUCGAUGAGCUGACGGUCACCCGGUCCGACCUGGAGUCCCAGAUCGAAGCGAUGAAGGAGGAGCAGAUGUACCUCAAGAAGAACCAUGAGGAGGAGCUGAAAUCUCUGCGCAGUCAGCUGCGCGGCAACGUGACGGUGGACGUGGACGCCGCCCCGGGGACGGAUCUGACCAAGGUCCUGGACGAAAUGAGGGAGAAGUACGAAAUCAUGGCGGCCAAGAACCAGAAGGAGGCAGAGGCCUGGUACAAGGAGCAGUCAGCCACCCUCCAGCAGACCAUGACGACCAGCACCCAGAUUGUGGGCACCGAGAAGGAGCAGCUGACCGAGAACAGGCGGAAGCUGCAGGCGGUGGAGAUCGAGCUCCAGACGCUGCUGAGCGUGAAAUCGUCCUUGGAAGACACCCUGCAGGGCAUCGGAGAUCGCUACGCUGAGCAGCUCUAUCACCUCCAGGACCUGCUGGAGCAGCGGGAGGCCGACCUGGCCCAGAUCCGGGCCGACUCGCGGAGGCAGUGCCAAGAGUACGCACAGCUGCUGGACAUCAAAACCCGGCUGGAGAUGGAGAUCGCCACGUACCGUCGCCUGCUGGAAGGAGAGGACAUCAGCUACUCUACUGAGAUCAGAACCAUAGAGACCAUUAAAGAACCGGAGGUGAUUACCAAAAAGAAGGUCGUUACCAUCACCCAAACACUUGUUGACGGGCAGAUCGUUGAGUCUCAUCAGGAGGUCAAUGCGGCGGCUGCGGAUCCUCGCAGUGCCCUUGGCUUGAAGCAGGCGAAGCCGGGGGGCGGGGUGGGAGACCAGAGGUUGCCCGCAGAGGAGGAGGAGGAUAAGGAGGAGGCGUUCCCUGUCCCAACACUGGUCAGUACCGCCUCAUGCGCCCGCCGUCCCCGUCUCCUGGUGCGCCGCCGCUGCUGCUGCCCGGCGCUAACGCCGGAGGAGGAUGGGAGAGGAGACGCGGCGGCGAUGGAGUUGUCCCGGCUCCUCGCCGACAUCCAGAAGCACUACGAGCGCAUCGUACUUAGGAGCCGACACCUCAUGGACGGCUACUGCCCUCAGGCUCCGGAGGGCGGAGAGGCGGAACUGAGCGACGGCGGAGACGGAGAUUGCUUGCAGUCGGCCAGGGCCGAGCUGACGGAUGCCCGGCGUCAGUGGCAGAGCCUCCAGCUGGAGACGGAGUCUCUGCGGGCGUUGCGGAAGGGUUUGGAGCGCUCGCUCCGCGCGACUGAGCAGAGGCACGAGCGGCGGGUGAGGGACCUGGCGGGCGUCGUCGAGGAGCUGGAGGGCGAGCUGAGGGAGGUCAGGACGGACAUCAGGCGCCAGGUCUGGAAGCACGAGUUGCUGCUCAACACCAAGAUGAGGCUGGAGGGGGAAAUAGCGAGGUACCGCGGCCUCCUCGACGGAGAGGAGGGAAGUCUCGCCAGCUCAGGCGCCGUCGGCUCACAGUCAUCGCACACCUGGUUACGUCAGAAGACAGUGACUCUCCCUUCAGCUGUCGUGAUGGAGGCUUCCCUGGAGCAGAGGAUUGAGACGGUGGCGACGCAGGAGAUCCCCAGUCACGACGCGGAAUCCGAGAGCGCAAAGGCUCCCGGCAAAAUUCAGACGGAGAAGAUGGACGAGCUGAUCAAAGGGUGGGAGUGCUCCUUCUUCAAAGACAACCCCCACCUCCGCAAGAAAUCGGCCUCGCUCCGCUUCGACCUGCACCUGGCAGCGGCCGACGAAGGGACCUCCCCCGGCAAGCGGGGCGCCCUCCCCGACAUCGAGCUGCGGCUGGUGAUGCGCAAGUCCAGCAGCAUUCCCUCCCUGAAGUCGUAAGGCAAGCUGCCCGCGGCCGUGCUCGCCCCGCCAGAGGACUGACGCGGCGUCCUUCCCGGUGUCCAACGGGCGCCUGCGCCCCUCUCUCCCUCUCUCUCGAUAUUUAUCGCAUUUCUCCAUAAACCAAGGUGCAUGCAAAGACGGACGGCCUGGGGCAAGUGAAUUCAGAAAAUGGAGGUGGCCAGGGUCCGGGCGCCAAGGGCUUGGGUGGGCACUGACACGCAGGAUGAGCUGCUGCCCCUGCCCCCCAAGUGGAAUAGGCCGCCGGUGGGACUUAACGUGCUCGGGACUGUGGCCGGGAACCCUAACUGACCGCGGUGAGCGCCUUCUGAGGAGAUAAAGGGAAAGAAACUGUUAAAAGUAUCUAAUCAGCAGAUUCAAUGCAAGGCCUCAGAGAGCUUCAGAUCUAUACUCCGCAUAACGGCGACCAGUACUGAAUAUAACCUCCUCCUCCUCUCCCUUCCCUCUUCCGUUCUAAAUACGGGCCUCUUACCUCGUCACCUCACCUGCCCCUCACCUCCCCCUGGUGCCCUGCCUUCCCUUUCUCCCACGGUCCACUCCCCUCCUAUCAGAUUCCUUCCUCUCCAGCCCUCUACCUUUCCCACCCCCCUGGCUUCACCUUCCAGCUAGUCCUCCUUCCCCUCCUUCCCAGCUUUUUUAAUCCAGUGUCUUCCCUCUUCUCGUCUCCUCCCCCAGCGUCCCUCCUCCUUCCCUUUCUCCCACGGUCCACUCUCCUCUCCUGUCAGAUUCCUUCUUCUCCAACUCUUUACCUCUUCCACCCAUCACCAACCAGUUCCUCACUUCAAAUUCCACCCCCCCCAGCUUCCCUACCCACCUGGCUUCACCUAUCAGCUUCUAGCCUGUCGUCCUCCCCCCACUGUUUUAUUCUGGCAUCUAUCUUCCCCCCUUCCUGUCCAAUCCUGACGAAAGGUCUCAGCCUGAAAUGUCAAUUCCUCGUUCCUGUCAAUAGAUGAUUUCCAUCGAUGUGUGUAAACUAGAUUAUGUGUUUAUAUUUAUUGUGUUUUUAUUAUUAUUAUUGUGUUCUUUAUCUUACUAUGUUUGUUUGGGUUUUGCUUUGUGCUGCGUCAGAGCCAAAGUAACAAUUAUUUAGUUCUUCUUGACACAAAGAUGACAUUAAAUGAUCUUGAUUCCUGCCUGACCUGCUGAGUUCCUCCAGCAUUGUCCCUGUGUGUGUGUGUGUGUGUGUGUGUGUGUGUGUGUGUGCGUGCGCGCACCUGUCUGUCCCUGCGUGUGUGUCUGAGUAUGUCUGUGUCUCUGUGUCUAUAUGUGUCUCUGUGUCUGAGUGUGUGUGUGUGUGUCUGUGUCUGUCUGUACCUGUGUCUGUGUGUGUGUCUCAGUCUGUGUAUCUGUGUGUGUGUCUGUGUGUGUCAGUGUGUGUGUGUGUGAGUGUCUCAAUUUCUGUGUGUGUGUGUAUGUCUCGGUCUGUGUGUGCCUUUGUGUGUGUGUGUCUCUGUGUGGGUCUGUGUGUGUGUGUCUGUGUGUGUCUGUCUGUCCCUGUGUGUUUGAGUAUGUCUGUGUCUCUGAGUCUGUGUGUCUGUGUGUCUUUGUGUGUGUGUCUCUGUGUGUGUCUGUGUGUGUGUGUCUCAGUCUGUGUAUCUGUGUCUCUGUGUGUGAGUGUCUCAGUCUGUGUGUGUCUGUGUGUGUGUGUAUCUGUGCGUGUCAGUGUGUGUCUGAGUGUCUCGGUCUGUGGGUGUGUGUGUGUGUCUGUCUGUCCCUCUGUGUGUGUCUGUCUGUCCCUGUGUGUCUGAGUAUGUCUGUGUCUCUGAGUCUGUGUGUCUGUGUGUGUGUGUCUGUGUGUGUGUGUCUGAGUGUGUGUGUCUGUGUGUGUGUCUCAGUCUGUGUGUGUGUCUCAGUCUGAGUGUGUGUGUCUGAGUGUGUGUGUGUCUGUGUGUCUUUGUGUGUGUGUCUCUGUGUGUGUCUGAGUGUGUGUGUCUUUGUGUGUGUGUGUCUGUGUGUGUGUGUGUGUGUCUGUGUGUGUCUGUGUGUGUGUCUGUGUGUCUGUGUGUCUUUGUGUGUGUGUCUCUGUGUGUGUCUGAGUGUGUGUGUCUUUGUGUGUGUGUGUGUCUGUGUGUGUGUGUGUCUGUGUGUGUGUGGGUCUGUGUGUCUGUGUGUGUGUGUCUCUGUGUGGGUCUGUGUGUCUGUGUGUGUGUGUGUCUGUGUGUGUGUGUCUCAGUCUGUGUAUCUGUGUCUCUGUGUGUGAGUGUCUCAGUCUGUGUGUGUCUGUGUGUGUGUGUAUCUGUGCGUGUCAGUGUGUGUGUGAGUGUCUCGGUCUGUGGGUGUGUGUGUCUGUCUGUCUGUCCCUCUGUGUGUGUCUGUCUGUCCCUGUGUGUCUGAGUAUGUCUGUGUCUCUGAGUCUGUGUGACUGUGUGUGUGUGUCUGUGUGUGUGUGUCUGUGUGUCUCAGUCUGAGUGUGUGUGUCUGUGUGUGUGUCUGUGUGUCUUUGUGUGUGUGUCUCUGUGUGUGUCUGAGUGUGUGUGUCUGUGUGUGUGUCUCAGUCUGUGUGUGUGUCUCAGUCUGUGUGUGUCUGAGUGUGUGUGUCUGAGUGUGUGUGUCUGUGUGUGUGUGUGUGUCUGUGUGUGUGUGUGUCUGUGUGUCUGAGUGUGUGUGUGUCUGUGUGUGUGUGUGUCUGUGUGUCUGAGUGUGUGUGUCUUUGUGUGUGUGUGUCUGUGUGUGUGUGUGUCUGUGUGUGUGUGUCUGUGUGUCUCAGUCUGUGUGUGUGUGUGUCUGUGUGUGUGUCUGUGUCUUUGUGUGUGUGUCUCUGUGUGUGUCUGUGUGUGUGUGUCUGAGUGUGUCUGUGUGUGUGUCUCAGUCUGUGUGUGUCUGAGUGUGUGUGUCUGUGUGUGUCUGUGUCUGUGUGUGUGUGUGUCUGUGUGUCUGUGUGUCUGAGUGUGUCUUUGUGUGUGUCUGUCUGUCUGUCUGUCUGUGUGUGUCUGUGUGUGUGUGUGUGUCUGUGUGUCUUUGUGUGUGUGUCUCUGUGUGUGUCUGAGUGUGUGUGUGUGUGUCUGUCUGUGUGUGUGUGUCUGUGUGUGUGUGGGUCUGUGUGUCUGUGUGUGUGUGUCUCUGUGUGGGUCUGUGUGUGUGUGUCUGUGUGUGUGUGUCUCAGUCUGUGUGUGUGUGUCUGUGUGUGUGUGUCUCUGUGUGGGUCUGUGUGUGUGUGUGUGUGUGUGUGUGUGUGUGUGUGUGUGUGUGUGUGUGUGUGUGUGUGUGUGUCUGUGUGUGUGGGUCUGUGAGUGUGUGUCUGUGUGUGUGUGUCUGAGUGUGUGUGUGUGUGUCCUCUCCCUGCAUGACACUGGGUCCUCGUUGACGCUGGAGCCCAGAUCUGGCGCUCAGCGGGGGAAACACUGGGCUGUGAUUAUGGGGGACCCCUCGCCCCUCUCCUCAUCCCUGGCCCUGAAGGCAUUUCGGCCAAGAGUUACAGCCCCGUGGGAUGACACCAUUCAGCUACACCCCGACCUGAUCUGUGCCCUGACUCCCCUGACACACCUUGUAGUUCAAACAGACCGUGUAGGUCCAGGACCAAGACCAUAUUCUGUCUGCAACCUGAUGGCAUGAACAUCAAUUUCUCCUUCCAGGAUUUUUUCCUCCCUCCCCGCUUCCCUCCUGUUCUGUUGCCCACUCUGGCCUCUUGCCUCUUCUCCUCACCUGCUUAUCGCCUCCCCUAGGUGCCCCUCCUCACUCUCCUCUCCCAUCAGAUUCCUUCCUCUCCAGCCCUUUACCUUUCCCACCCACCCGGCUUCACCCAUCACCUGCUAUCUAGUCCUCCUUUCCAUUCCCCCCACCUCACCCCCCCAUCAUUUUAUUCUGGCAUCUUCCCUCCUGACCUGUCUCCCACCACCCCCUGGGAUGACUCCUGCCCUUUCUCCCAUAGUCCAAUCAGAUUCUUCCUUCUACAGCCAUUUACUUCUUCCACCUAUCACCUCCCAGCUUCCUACUUCAACACUCCUCCCCCAACCACUUGGCCUGACCUAUCACUUUCUAGUUUGCCCUCCUCCCAUCCCCCACACCCCAGCCGCCCACCCCAACUUCUUAUCCUGGCAUCUGCCCCCUUCCUUUCCAGUCGUGACGAAGGCUCCCGGCCCGAAACGUGGACUGUUUAAUUCAUUUCCACAGAUGCUGCAUGGCCUGCUGAGUUCCUCCAUCAUUUUGCUGUGUGCUGCAUCUGCAGAACCCUUUGUCACUAUGAAGUUACCACCGAACUUUCGCCGAACGUCGGCAGUCAUUGUUCCCGCCAAGCUGCCGCGCAAUGACCGAAAUGCCCCUGCGCACAUAGCCUUCGUUGCCGCGCAGCUGCAACUUCCUUUUAUACAAAGUUAACGUCACCUUAAAAUUAACUGUGAAAUAAUGUGACUUCGUUUGGCUUCCGUUCUAAAUAGUCACAGUGCACAUAUUCCGGGGAAAAAAAACAUUUUGAAAGUGCCGCACGGUUUCUUACGCUGUUCAAAGGCUGGAUUCUCUGCUGUAGGACGUGCGAGCCUGUGACAGACAGCAAGACAAAUGCAGAGCCAAAUCAGCGCCCGGGGGGGUUGGACCCAACAUGAACAUCAAACAGUUCAGCACAGGGAACAGGUCCUUCGGCUCACAGUGUGGUGCCCAACUAAACUAUGGGCAACUCAACUAAUCCCUUCCGCCUGCACAGUGUCUCUACCCUUCCAUUUCGUCACACUCAUGUGCCUUUCUAAACAUCCCUCAAAAGUCUGCUAAAGCUUCUGCCUCUACCAGCUCCCCAGGCAGCACAUUCUAGACAUCCACUACUCUCUGUGUUUAAUUUUUUGAAAAACUUGCCCCCCCCACCCCGCAUCACCUUCAGAAUUACCCCCUCUCACCUUCAGUGCAUGCCCUAUGGCGUUAGUCAUUUCAACCCUGGGGAAACAGAUACUGUCUGCCCACUCUGUCUACGCCUCUCAUCAUCUUGUCAACCUCUAUUAGAUCUCCUCUCGGUCUCCGACCCUCCAGAGAAGACAA
Messenger RNA from Mobula hypostoma (lesser devil ray), 7507 nucleotides. Its product is annotated as keratin, type I cytoskeletal 17-like. Gene Ontology annotation, cellular component: cytoskeleton. Gene Ontology annotation, molecular function: structural molecule activity. The coding region runs from base 116 to 2524 and encodes 802 amino acids. Lineage: Eukaryota; Metazoa; Chordata; Chondrichthyes; Myliobatiformes; Myliobatidae. The record is from RefSeq and is a predicted model, not a curated record. The transcript has 14 exons.